AUGACGGCCUGGUCUAUGGUAGGGAAGCUGAAAAUGGAGAAGAGGCACUCUAGAGAAGACAGAAACGUGGAACAAGAUGCUGGGGAAUGCAGUGCAGAAUCUGAGGAAUGGACAAGCUCAGAAAGUGAAGCUGAGCAACCAUACUUCAGAAGCAGCUGUGGCAAUAUUCAGUGGAGAGGAAAGGAGGUGUCCACUAAAGCCCAUCGGCCACUUUGUCGGUCCCCGUGUUUGGAUCGCCCAAGUUUUUCACAGAGCAGUAUCACACAAGACUUGAAGCUAGACGAAUGCAAAACAAAUUUGGACAAGGAAUACCAAGCUAAAAUGGAUUUUGCUUUAAAGCUUGGGUAUGCAGGAGAUCAGAUCCAGGCUGUACUGAAUAAACUGGGAGCAGAUGCACUCAUCAAUGAUGUCCUGGCAGAGCUUGUGAGACUUGGCAACAAAAGUGAAUCAGAGGGACAAAGCAGUGCCAGCAGUUCCACGAGUACUCUGGUGCCAAGGGGCCCUUGCCCAAAGGAAAUAGCAAGCCCUGAAUUGUCCCUUGAAGAUGAAGUUGUGGAUAACAGUGAUAACUUGAGGCCAAUUGUCAUUGAUGGAAGCAACGUGGCUAUGAGCCAUGGGAAUAAAGAAGGAUUUUCCUGUCGGGGAAUUCAACUAGCUGUUGACUGGUUUCUGGAAAAAGGACAUAAAGAUAUCACUGUGUUUGUACCUGCAUGGAGAAAAGAACAGUCUCGACCUGAUGCACCAAUUACGGAUCAAGAAAUAUUACGUAAAUUGGAGAAAGAAAAAAUUCUUGUUUUCACCCCAUCUCGAAGAGUUCAGGGAAGAAGAGUAGUUUGCUAUGAUGAUCGAUUCAUAGUAAAACUUGCUUUCGACUCAGAUGGCAUCAUUGUGUCAAAUGACAACUAUCGGGAUCUUCAAAAUGAAAAACCGGAAUGGAAGAAGUUCAUAGAGGAGCGGCUGCUAAUGUAUUCUUUUGUGAAUGACAAAUUUAUGCCUCCUGAUGAUCCUUUAGGACGCCAUGGUCCAAGCCUUGAAAAUUUCUUAAGAAAAAGGCCAGUUAUUCCUGAACAUAAGAAACAACCGUGUCCUUAUGGUAAAAAGUGCACCUAUGGGCACAAAUGUAAAUAUUACCACCCAGAACGGGCAAACCAGCCUCAAAGGUCAGUAGCGGAUGAGCUUCGAAUAAGUGCCAAAUUAUCUGCAGUGAAAACUAUGAGUGAGGGAGCCUUGGCCAAAUGUGGCACAGGGCCACCCAGCUCCAAAGGAGAGAUCAGUUCUGAGGUGAAACGCAUUGCCCCAAAACGUCAGUCAGAUCCAAGCAUUAGAUCAGUAGCUGUGGAGCCUGAGGAAAAGUUAUCAGUAGCCCGGAAGUCCGAGGCCAGCUCUGUCCCGUCUCUGGUUUCUGCAUUAAGUGUACCAACGCUCCCUCCACCAAAAAGCCAUGCAGCUGGUGCAUUAAACACUCGUUCUGCAAGCAGUCCGGUGCCAGGUUCCUCACAGUUCAUGCAUCAGAAAUCCUCACUGGAGCAUAUGUCCAGUGUGCAAUAUCCUCCUAUUCUAGUCACCAAUAGCCAUGGCACUUCAGUUAGCUAUAACGACCAGUACCCCAAAUACGAGUCAUUGGGGGACCAUGGCUAUUACUCCUUACUUAGUGAUUUCUCCAACUUGAGCCUAAGUAGUAUUCGUAACACAGAUUAUUACAGGGCUGAUCUGGACCAGGGGAUGUAUUCUAGAAACUCGAGCCCCUGUCCUGACAAUUGCUUAAGCCAUACAAGUAAUGAUUCUUAUUCCUCUUACAAUGACUUAUAUCUGGGUGUAGCAGAUGCCAGUCCAGAAGAAGACAAUGUGAAGAUCCACAGACUGCCAUCGCAAAAUCGUCUUCAGCCUUUUUCCCAUGGUUACCAUGAAGCCUUAAAUAGAGUUCAAAGUUACGGAACUGAAGAGCCUAAGCAAUCCCUUCGCAAACAGUCAGUUUCCCACUUAGGCCUACAUGCCCAGCAUCCGGUUGUUGGAGCACGGUCCAGUUGUCCAGGAGAGUACCCUGUGCCUCAAACCGUUCAUCCAUCAACUGCACAACCAAGCCGCGCCUUGGUCAUGACAAGAAUGGACAGCAUUUCUGACUCACGGCUUUAUGAAAGUAACCCGACGAGACAGAGAAGACCACCUCUCUGUCGAGAGCAGCAUGCUAGCUGGGAUCCAUUACCAUGUGCAUCCGACUCUUACACGUACCACUCGUAUCCACUGAAAAACAACCUCAUGCAGCCAUGUUAUGAACCUGUCAUGGUAAGAAGCAUGCCCGAGAAGAUGGAGCAACUCUGGAGGAAUCCCUGGAUUGGGAUAUGUGGUGAGCCACAGGAACCACAUAUCAUCCCAGAACAUCAGUAUCAAACGUAUAAGAACCUCUGCAAUAUCUUCCCUCCGAGCAUUGUCCUUUCUGUGAUGGAAAAGAAUCCCCACAUGACAGAUGCACAACAGCUAGCAGCUAUGAUUGUUGCCAAAUUAAGAACAGGACGUUAA
Molecule: messenger RNA, 2517 nt
Organism: Pterocles gutturalis (yellow-throated sandgrouse)
Lineage: Eukaryota; Metazoa; Chordata; Aves; Pterocliformes; Pteroclidae
Gene: ZC3H12B
Product: zinc finger CCCH-type containing 12B
Exons: 5
Coding region: 1-2517 (838 amino acids)
Cellular component (GO): nucleus; cytoplasmic ribonucleoprotein granule
Molecular function (GO): mRNA binding; metal ion binding; RNA endonuclease activity
Source: RefSeq, a predicted model, not a curated record